GAUCUGCUAUAGGCAGUACCCAUGAAUCAAAGAAAAAACAGAUUGCGACACGCGCAUGUGUCGAAAUUCUGUGACGUCACUAAGAGCGUUCAGUCUCCAUUUUGAAUUUAAUUGCCGACACGAAUGUCAGUUAAACAGGUGUUAAUUGAGUAAAAGUUGAAUUGUUUUUGCCGUUUUUCGUAACGUUUUCAAAAAUUAGCAGUAAAUAAAAAUGCGGUGCGCAGUAUUUGGGUGUAAUAGUGACAAUGAAAAGAAAAAUCGAAGUGAAGAAGAAAAGAAAAUACGGUUUUAUACGUUUCCGGAAGACAAAAAGCAAAGUGAUUUGUGGAAAAUUAAGUGCUGCCGAAAAGACAAUUUAAAUGCGGCUACGUCAAGAGUCUGUAGCAGGCACUUUACACCAGAAGAUUAUAAAAGGAAUCUACAACACGAGCUUUUAGGUUAUUCGAACAAAAAAACCUUGCUUUUGAAAAACGACGCUUUUCCAUCGUUAUUUCUUCCAAAACAGAAGACUACUGAUUCAGAGGAGCAGGAAGAAAGGACGAAACGGCUGCAGAAAAGAAUUAAUAAGUCAGUCGUUAACGAAAUAUUAGAAGGGAUUAGAGAGCCCCUCGAAGAAGACGUUGUAGAUGAGCGUACUACGUGCCAAUAUUCAACGUGCGCUCUAAAGGAUGAAUUGGAACAAACCCAAGCAUUAUUCAAAUACAUAGCAACCCUACUGGAUUUGACUAAAGACGUGGAAUGCGGUAUUAACAUUAAGAAAUUGUUCUUCAAAUCUAGGAUGUAUUUUAGAAUAAGAUCUCUCAAUAAAAAUAUGAUAGAAAGUAAGCGCUUACCUUAUAAGAGAAAAUUAGAUUCAAGUCAGGAAGAUAAGAAAAGAAAAAGAAAGAUGAGAAAAAUCAUAGAAUAAUUUUCUAGUAAUUUAAUCUUAUUUCAUUAGAUGAAUUUAAUUUUUAAUCUGUUUCAUGAAAAGAUUUUUGUUAGCAUAACAUUUUAAUUUGGGCCGAUUUGCUUUAAACGUCCUCGUUUUAGCAUUGAUUCGGUAAAUUUUAUCCAGCAUUCAACCAGCUGAGAUA
Molecule: messenger RNA, 1073 nt
Organism: Hermetia illucens (black soldier fly)
Lineage: Eukaryota; Metazoa; Arthropoda; Insecta; Diptera; Stratiomyidae
Exons: 4
Coding region: 212-907 (231 amino acids)
Molecular function (GO): sequence-specific DNA binding
Source: RefSeq, a predicted model, not a curated record